Molecule: messenger RNA, 618 nt
Organism: Indicator indicator
Lineage: Eukaryota; Metazoa; Chordata; Aves; Piciformes; Indicatoridae
Gene: CISD2
Product: CDGSH iron sulfur domain 2
Exons: 3
Coding region: 1-405 (134 amino acids)
Biological process (GO): regulation of autophagy; autophagy of mitochondrion
Cellular component (GO): mitochondrial outer membrane; intracellular membrane-bounded organelle
Molecular function (GO): 2 iron, 2 sulfur cluster binding
Source: RefSeq, a predicted model, not a curated record
AUGGUGCUGGAGAGUCUGGCCCGCAUCGUUAAGGUCCAGCUUCCUGCGUACCUGAAGCGCUUACCGCUGCCUGAGAGCGUCGGCGGCUUCCUGCGCCUCACAGUUUCAGAGUGGCUGCGGUUACUGCCUUUCCUGGGUGUGCUCGCCUUGCUUGGUUACCUCGCUGUUCGUCCCUUCCUCCCCAAGAAGAAACAGCAAAAGGAUAGCUUGAUUAACCUCAAGAUCCAGAAGGAAAAUCCAAAAGUAGUGAAUGAAAUAAACAUUGAAGAUCUGUGCCUCACUAAAGCUUACUGCAGAUGUUGGCGUUCUAAGACGUUCCCUGUCUGUGAUGGCUCCCACAACAAGCACAAUGAAUUAACUGGAGAUAAUGUAGGUCCACUAAUACUCAAGAAGAAAGAAGUAUAGUAGAUGGCUAAUCCACUAGAUAGGAUUAAUAAAAAGUCUUUUUUUUACAUUUGUAGCUGCAAGGGACAGCAUAUUAUUGUGUGAUUGGUAUGAUUUAGUCUAAUGAUACUGUAGAUUUCUUUUUGGAAUAAUCUGCGUUUAGACAGUGCUAAAUCUGUCACUGUUUUGAUACUUUAUUCUGAGAAGAAUUAUGACUGCUUUGUAAAGCUGUAA